GUGUGCAGUGAAUCAUAUUUGCAGUAGGUGGCGCUCUUCAUUCACCAGCCGACACUGCUGGCAACCGAAAAAGGCAGCAUGAAGAGGGGGAGGGAAGGAGGCUCAAGCCUUUAUCAUUAGAAACCUCAGAGCAUGAAUUACCUCCACGAAGUCAUCGGCGAGAAUUUACGAGUGGUCUGCAAAACAGUCACGUGAUCGCGGCCCCUCCCUCUCCGUCUCCUCCCUCGCCUCCCCCAUGACACACACACACACUCACACACAUCUACAUCCAACACCCCACCCCCCUAUUUGGACGGCGCAUACAAAGCUAAAAACGAAGUACAGUGCAACGCCAUAAUUCACUAAUACAUCAUAAAUCGUUGAAAGUACCAGGGUUGUAACGACCGGGAGAAAUCUAACAAAUCAGGCCCCCCCCCCCCCCUCCAACACCCCCCCUUUACAACUCAGCUGUUUGCCUGUAACUCUGUAAAACAACUAAAUGAGUUCCUACUUUGUAAACUCGUUCUCGAACGGUCCCGACUAUCAGCUGCUAAAUUAUGGAGCCAGCAGCGGCGCAAUGAACAGCGGGACGUUCAGGGACUCCUCCUCCGCCACCAUGCACCAUGCGACGGGCUCCUAUGGCUACGGCUACAGCGGCAUGGAUCUGACCGUAUCCAGCCGAGGAGGGGGGGGCAACCGAGCCGCGAGCACCGGAGGACAGUUCGGGGGAGGCUCGGCGGUUGAGUUCUCCAGGGGUUUCGGCUUCAGACAGCCGGCCAGUUGCUCCCUCUCCUCUGGGGGGAGUUCUCUCCUGACAGGCGGCCGUGAGAACAACAAGCCGGGCGCGCAGAGAUCUCCCACCUCAGAGCGACCAGGAAGCAGCAACCUCAGCUCUCCAAACCUGUCCGCCGCGGCUGGCGGCACGACGCCGCGCUUCACGGAGCUUGAAGACGCUUCGGGAGACAGCGAGGACCUGCUGGACUGCAGAGAUGCCGUCCGUGGGGAUGAUUCACCGCCCGAUCCGGCGCGAUCCAGAGCAGCUGAGAAGCAGGAAGGCGACCCGGCGGGCUCAGCUGCUGGCACCAGGGGCAGUGACGCGCACGCACCUCAGAUUUUCCCCUGGAUGAGAAAACUGCACAUAAGCCAUGAUAUGACGGGCCCGGACGGGAAAAGGGCGCGGACAGCCUACACCCGCUAUCAGACUCUGGAGCUGGAGAAGGAGUUCCACUUCAACCGGUACCUCACGCGGCGGCGGCGCAUCGAGAUUGCUCACGCGCUCUGCCUCACGGAACGACAGAUCAAGAUCUGGUUCCAGAACCGGAGAAUGAAGUGGAAGAAGGACAACAAGCUUAAAAGUAUGAGUCUGGCUCCGGCCGGCGGUGCCUACCAACCCUAGGAGGAAGGAGAAGCUGCUCCUUCAGCUUCAUGACGUGUUUGUCUGGGAGGCAAACUGGACAAAAGCGCAAAGAGGUGUCCAAGGGAAAGGGAAAAAUAAAACAUGAUGAAAAACACAAAGUAAAGAAGAAGGCUGGUGGAAAUGGAAUAAAUAGAGGACGAUGAAGAAAAUAGUGGCAGGAUGAAUCGGAUUCCAUCUUUGAUUCAAAGUACAAUGUUUGUUCUCCAGUUAGUAGCUGUGAUGUUCAGUUCAGCACUUUUUAUUCGUGUCCUUUACGUCGGUUUGUGAGGGCAGCAGAAAAAAAACAAGGCUGGUACUAUCUAUCCAUCUAUAUAUAUAUCUAUUUAUCUUCAUAUAUAUAUCUAUAUAUACAUCUAUAGAUAUACAUAUAUACAGAGAUAAAUAGAUGUAUAUAUAUGUACAUAUAUACAUCUAUUUAUCCCUAUAUAUGUUUUACUUUCCGGCUGCCUGCCUAUUAUCUAGUGUCCGAUGUGUGAAUAUUUAGUGUGAUAUUUUCCUUUUGUAUUCAGUCAUCCUCUUAAGUUAUUUCCAUCCAGUGAAGCUCAGCCCCUCCCUGCUUAACCCCCCCAUCCCUUCCCCGUCCUCUCACCGUGUUUCAAGCACCAUUGAAACCUGAACUCACUUUUACUGUGGAAGAAGGGAAAAUGUUUGCGUGUUUGUGAAUGAGGUCGUGCUAAAAAAGUGCGCGUGUGUUUGUGAACCAAUCGAGCGGCCUUCGUGUCCCUGUCCGUCCCUUGUUUCUGUGUAACCGACCGAAAUAUAUCGUUGUUGUGAUUAUUUGUUGAAUGUGUCACAUCUGAUGUACACACACACACACACACACACACAGAUAUGGUGACGUUUUGACGGCUGUGGUUGCGUUUGUGUGAGCGCGUGGGUGAAUGAGAGCUGUGCGGUAUUGUGUCCUUGUAAACUUUCUGUCAGUGAGCUUUUUGUAACUGUUUCGGAUUUGAGUGAAACAUAAUUAUGAAUAAAGUUUCUCACGGUAAAGCGGAGUGGACAGCAUGACGCAGCUGUUCACAGAGGAAAACUGGAUUUUUUUGUAGAGCUUAACGCAUUAUUCAGCAACAGGAGCUCAAAAAUGCAUGAAAAAAUACUCCAUAUUUAAAGAAGCUUAUAUGGGAGUGAAGCUUAUAUGAAGAAAAAAAGUAUAUUCUCCAAAAAAUUCUUCGUGCAUCUCGCAGGCCUGCCUGGAACCUGAGCCUAGAAAUAUCUAAAGCUCAAAGGAUAAAGGCGACAUUUAAGCACAAACCUGAUCAGUUAAACAAAAAAGGAAGAAAACAAUAAAGGCCAAAUUAAGUUCAGAGUUUUCUACCUAAAAACAAAUGACCAUCGGUGGUCAAAUGCGUCACGUUUCUGUCCUUUCCGCGUCGAACGGAAGCAGCUUCCAGAAAAUCCAGUUAUUGUCUCCUGAUUAUCUCUGCUUGUAAACAACCGAAUGAACUUUUAAACUCACCGGCUGCUGA
Molecule: messenger RNA, 2862 nt
Organism: Cyprinodon variegatus (sheepshead minnow)
Lineage: Eukaryota; Metazoa; Chordata; Actinopteri; Cyprinodontiformes; Cyprinodontidae
Product: homeobox protein Hox-B5a-like
Exons: 2
Coding region: 479-1375 (298 amino acids)
Biological process (GO): anterior/posterior pattern specification; regulation of transcription by RNA polymerase II
Cellular component (GO): nucleus
Molecular function (GO): DNA-binding transcription factor activity, RNA polymerase II-specific; RNA polymerase II cis-regulatory region sequence-specific DNA binding
Source: RefSeq, a predicted model, not a curated record